This is a messenger RNA of Poeciliopsis prolifica (blackstripe livebearer), 10248 nucleotides long. It is a transcript of the gene fam222aa, whose product is annotated as family with sequence similarity 222 member Aa. The transcript has 3 exons. The record is from RefSeq and is a predicted model, not a curated record. Lineage: Eukaryota; Metazoa; Chordata; Actinopteri; Cyprinodontiformes; Poeciliidae. Bases 971 to 2527 code for a protein of 518 amino acids.
GGCAGCACCGCGUCCCCGGAGCUGCCUCAAGCAGCUAGCUCUUUAUUCAGACGGAGCGGUUUCUGUAUUUGGUUUAAACGCCAAAAGAGAGGCUGGUUGAGUUUUGCAAACUGAGGUUGCUGCAAGACCGCAUGUGGAAAUCUGCGCCUGAAUCCGGAGGAAACGCAUCCAAGAGAGAGAAACCUGCCGACCCCCUCAGAGAAAGUGACGGACGGAGCAGAGCCUGAUCGCCGGGAUUUUUUUUUUUAAAUAUAUAUAUUUUCAUCAAUUUAGGAUCUUCCAGGCUGCUGCUUUGGCCCUGCCUGGAUUUCGUUCAGGGUAUAUCAACACAAAAAAAUUGCCUGAAUCAUAUUCCUAAACAUUUACGUUGGCGAUCUACAUUUUGAAAAAAAGGAGACGGACCCACGCGUAAUUACAGCGCUGGAUUUUUUUGUUGUUGCGUAAAACAGUUUUUCAUUGUUUGGAAGUAUUCUCAAGCGACAGAAAAGAGCGAGUGUUUCUUUUCACUUCGCUUUCAGAGGUUAAGCGCUGAAAAACGAGAAGCGCUUCUCGGUGCGCAAUCCUUCCGAGGACGCUUCAGAGAGACUCCGCCGACCUGCGCUCUUAACCUCCACAUUCUGUCGGCAGCCAAGUCGAGCUAAUAAAAGGGAGGAGGGGAAAAAAGGGGGGGCGAAGCUUAUUAACUUUGCAUGCUCGAGGCGAGAUUGUGGAAUCUUUAAUUUUUGCAUACCGCUGGAAGACGAGGAUAAACUUAAUCGGCAUUGAAUCUUUGCAGAGAAGAAGCAGCAGCAGCUGGAUUUCUGGUGGUGGAGGAGGGGGGGGGGGGAAGCGGAAUGAAUCCUUUUUAAUUUGGCCCAAAGAAGAAUGAGGCAGAUUGCUUAACGAUUGCAUGGAGUUCUAGUCUGCAAUAAGGAACAAUUUAUGGUUGUCCGCAGAACUCCCCCGGCUGUGAUACUGUGCCCACCUCGCCAUGCUGGCCUGUCUGCAGAGGAGGCAGAACCCCCCGCCCCAGCACCCGGUGUGUGCCAGCAAGACCUUGGAGCCGCCGCAAGUCCUCGGACGGAAAUGUGACCUGGUGGUACCUUCACCUUCCUCACGGUACCCUACAGCAGCAGAACUCGAUGCUUAUGCUCAGAAGACGGCGAACAGCCCACUGUCCAUCAAGAUUUUCCCCACCAACAUCAGGGUUCCCCAGCACAAGCACCUUAACCGGACUGUGAACGGAUAUGAUACCACAGGGCAGCGCUACAGCCCUUACCUUCAUCUCCACACAGGAGGGUACCAGGGUCUCCUUGCCAUUGUCAAGUCCUCAUCAUCAUCAUCAUCCACCUUUGGUCAUUCCAAAGGUGUUCUCAAGAACUCAGAAGGCAGACGAACUAAGCUCUCUCCAGCUCACAUAGCUGUGGCCCCCUAUCCACCCCCCAAUAGUAGCACUUUAGCCAGCAGUCAUGGCCAAAUGAUAUACCACUCUGGGCCCUCAAAGCCUCCAGAAGGCUCUGGACAUUCAGUACCCCCAAAUGUCACUGUGGCUGGCUCUGUGAUUCCUGUAACCGGGGGCCGAGGUCUGUCCCUGCCUGCACAGUCUAAUCUCCCCUCCAUUCAGAGUAUCAUCUAUCAGAUCAACCAACAUUGCCAGGCUCAGGCCCUGCAGCAGGUGUGUCAGGGGGCUUCCACUGCACCAACAAAUUCCAGCCCCUCCAAGCAGGUCACAGCAGUUAUGGGGGUCAGUUCGAGCUCCUCGGGUGGAGGCUAUGUCGUAGGAAUGGGUCCCCAGGCUAACAUGGUGUACACGGGAUCAGGGCUGCCAGCGCAAAGUGCAGAAGUAAUGAAAAGCGGCGUGUAUGCAGAGGGUAUGGACUACAUCCUGUGGCAGAAACAACAACAGCAGCAACACCAACAGCAGCAACAACAGCAGGCCGUCCUCCGCAUGUACAGCGGAGGCAGCGGCGGAGGGGGCGCCAUCAGUAAGUCCCCCGAAACCUGUAUUCCAGGUGGGGGAAUCAUGGCAGCCCAGGUGUCCUCCUCCUCCUCCUCCAGACCUUACCACCUGACAGCGAGUGCCAGCGGUGGGGGCGGGCUUGACAAAGUCAGCUCUUCCCCUUUGAACUGUGUGGGCAUGCACGGGAAUUUCUCAGUGGGUCAGUACUUUGCACCACCGUGGAACAGUGUGCUGGUGACGCCCGACAGUGACUGCUACAACCCCCAGGAGCUGCUGGGCACCUCUGCGGGAGGCCCGGCGACAGGCCACCGAGAAAUGGGCUACCCUCAUCACCAUCACCACUACCACCAUCACCACCACCACCCUGCCGUUGACAGCGGUGGGGGUCUGUGCUGCAGCCUGCCCAGCAAGAGCCUGUGCAACACCUCAGUGCUGAGCAGCAGCCUGCAGUCUCUGGAGUAUCUGAUCAACGACAUCCACCCGCCCUGCAUCAAGGAGCAGAUGCUCGGCAAAGGGUACGAGACUGUGUCGGUGCCGCGGCUGUUGGACCACCAGCAUGCACACAUCCGCCUUCCUGUUUACAGAUAGAACGGACGGGUGGGAGGGAGAAGAGGAGGAAAUUAAUCAAGAAUUGUGAAUUUAUGAAGAAAAUCAAGACAGAGAUGUUACGGGACUGUUUGAGUGCCACAGCUUUAACGAUCGUGGCAUCUUAGAGAAGAGCAGUUGCUGUGCUGUGUAACCGCAGAUUUUCUGGUUUCAAAGCAGGCUGUGGGGGAUCCCUAACACAAAAGGUAGUAGUUACUGCCAGCGGGAUGGAAAAGGGAUUCCAAGAUUCUCCUGAUGUUCCAUUGUGUGGUUUGCCAAUAGGAUUUUUGGAUUAAUAUUUUAUUUUAUUUUAUUCUUUUUGCUUUGUUGUUUUAUCUUCUUAAACAGUUUUUUUGAUGAGAAUCAUAGCUUGACAUGAAGUGCAUACGCCACUUGUAUCUCCUCUCCAAAUACUAAGGAUGAAGCUACUGUGUAGGUUGUCACUGAAAUGGUCUUAAAGGGCCAGCGCUUAGGGCUGCUUUUAAAACCCAAAAGUCAGUAACAGUACAUGCGUACAGAAAAGUGCUGAAAAAAACAGAGGAUUACUAGCAGUUCUAGGGUGUUCUUAUAAAAAGGAUCACCAGGUUGAAUCUAAAAGGGUUGUACAAUAUUAGUUAUUGUUGCUGUUAUAAUUGAUAAAUUAAUUGCACUGCUUGAAUUUUGUUAACUUUGAAGUUUGAAAUUGGGUAGUUUGGAUAUGAUAUAUUUAAGAAACUUGAAAAACUUGAACCUAUUUUUUGUUGUUUGAUAUAUUUGUAGGUAUAUUACAUGUAUUGGCUGCUACAAGGAAAAGUGUCUCAACUGUGUUUUUUUUUUAUCUUAUUCUAUUGUUUUCCUUUUUUCGUCACUAUGAUUUAAAUUUUCCUCCUCAAGCUGAUGCUGCAGUCUCUUAUGUUCUGAUGUGAGGCAGAGUUGCUGCUUUGGUUCUGGAAGAACCUGAACGGAGAGCUCUUUCUUUUUUUUUUUUUUUUCCUAACCAACACUGGAACCGACAAUAAAUUUCAAAAUACUUAUUUAAAAGAAAAAACAUUGCAAAAAAUACGAAAAACAAAAGAAAUGUUACAGUGAAGAAUGUGACUAGGAGGGAACAGAUAUAACCUUAUGUGUACGGUGGCUUGUAAAGGGGACGUUUGACAUUUUCGCUUUUUUUAACUGGUCGACCCCCAAAUCUCAGAGGUUUUAUUUUGAUUCAUGUUUCAGAUCAACACAAAGUUGUGCCUAAUUGAGAACUGGUUUUACUUUUUUUAUUAUUACAAAUAAAUUAUACUUAUUCUGUCCAUGCCCAUAUGAUGAAGCUGCCACCAUAAGAGCAUGUUUAUUGUGUCAUACACAGCUUCUGGCAAACUGCAGAUGAGAUUUAUUUUUGCUCUUUUUUUCAGCAAAGGGUUUCUUCUCAUUACCCUUACACAGAGUUUGUGGCGCACAUGUCUAAUAAUUGUCUUGUUACCAAAUUUUGAUCCCCACAGCUCCUCCAGAAUUAACUUGGAUCUCGUAUUUACUCGUAUUUGCUCAGUCCUCUGACUCUUUGCAAAUUAGGAAUAUUGUUUUGUAAUCUAAAUUGCCCAUCACUCAUUCUUUGACCUGUCUGCUAUAUUCUUGGUCUUCAUGUUUGUGUUCAAAUGUUCUAAAAAAAAAAAACUCAUUUAUGAGGUCUUGAGCAGAUGACGUACACUGAAAUGGAAUUAAACACAAGAAUAUUUGACCUUUUUCUUUUGACGUCACAGUCAUGCUCUACUUUGUGUUGAUCUAUCACAUAAAAUCUCAAUAAAACGCCUUGAAAUGUGUGUUUGUAACACGUAAAAUGGUCUUAAUGUUAAAGGGAAUGCCUUUACAAGGUGCUGUAUGUUGAAGCGUGUAUGCGGCAGAGUGCAUGUGUGUUUGUACCUUCUUAGUUUGCGUUCUUCAAAAUCCUCAGACUUUUUCAUUUCAUUGUGUGAUUACCAGACUUUUCCAGUGAGACUGACCGACUGAUUCUGCAGUCCCAUAAACAUUAUGACAAACAUUAUGACUGAGUUAUGUACAGGAGAUAACUUGCUCCUUUUUAUUGGAGGCUUUAGAUUUUCUGUGCAGGUGGAGUCAUUUGACUCCUUUAUUGCUGCACUUACAGCAGCUGUGAAAACAAAUUAGAUCGUACUUUUGGGGUACUUUAUUGUUGCAAACGAGUACAAAACUAAAACAAUCAUCCCCUGUCUUUUUUUCUUUGUUACCCAUUUCAGCUAUGGGUGGGGGUGCAGUUGGCUCAGGCCAGUCUUAACUUUGACGAUUCAGAGCGGUGAAAUAUUCAUUAUGACUGUGAGAUUUCCCCGAAUGUACUGCACUUAAAUUACCACAAUAUUUUGUUGCCUUGUGGGACCUGAGCGGGUGAGAAAAAUUGUAUCAGUGCAGCGGCUCUCUGGUCUUAAAUUAGCAUUUCUUUUGUCAGUCAAAUUUCAGCGGCAAAUUGAAUUUAUUAACUGGACAGAAUGAGAGAACGGGGAGCUUUGUUGUGGAGAAAUACUGGCAUCGGUCUAGAUUUAUGAAGUGCAAUUAUAAUGACUGUAUUAACAUUUUUUUCUCUGAGCUUACACCAAAAAAAAUGUAAACUACAGUUUUCAAUACAUUCCCAAUGUACCACAUCCCUAAUCUUUAGCUCUGUUUUUUUUUUUGUUUUGUUUUGUUUUGUUUUGGAUUGUUCUAAGGUGUAAAAUAAAUUCCUUUAAGAAUAUAUUCAGAAGCCAUACCUUGGCUAUGAAGUCUGUGAUUAUUUUCUUCACAUUUGCUCUCUGGAGGCCAGUGGGAUCCUGGGCCUUUGUUGUAGUAGGUCUACUGGACCUGUAAUGUAAUCUGACGUGCAAUUCCUUAUUGAUUAGAACCUUGUAUUUUUGAUUGAUUUUCUAAAUGUUUAGACUUUGGCCAUCCCGAGAGAAAAGGAGAAACAGUGCUGCCAGAUAAAGUUGUUUUGUUUCCUUAAAUAAAACUGUUGUUUGGAUUAUGGAAGAAAACAGAGGAGACUAAAAAGUGUAAUAGGAAAUUAAUGUCUCUCAUUGUUACUUUAUGAAAAAAAAACUACCCAAACUUUCAUCCUUACAUGUCAAACUAGGGCUGAUUUAGGUUUUUGAUGGCUGACAGAUCUUUCAGACUUGAAGAAUAAAAGCUUCUUGGCUUAAAUUUGCAUAGCAAAAUCUCAACAUUGUAGAGAUGCAUUAUGUUUCAGCAGCCAAAUUCUUUAGCCACAGUCUGAUUCCAGCAUAUUUUCUGCGUGGUAGAAGUAUUUUGACAGAUUUACACAAACGUCCCAUCCCCAAAUCCUUUCCGUUUGACUUCUGCAUCCAAGCAUUAAACCCCGUCACAUGAUGUUGCGGUGGAAAGGGAGAUGUUUUGAGGCAGUGGAGUUUCUAGCAUCUGCGUCUCUCCCAUCCCCCUCCACCGGUGGAGAUCUGAGGCACCAGGCCUCCUCAGCCAAUGGAAACAUUAGGUGACAUCUUGGCUGCUGGACAUUGCUGUUCAAGAUUGUUAAUCCAAAAAAGUCGACCGAAAUCAAACCCAUCACAAGGGAUUUCAGAAGAGAGACGCAGAUCAGAUCACUGACUCACUUCUUUCCACAUUACAACAUAAACUUUAGGAGGUUUUGUGCGAUAGACACAAAUUAGUGCACAGUUGUGAAGAGAAAAGAAAAGGUUUGAUUUCAACGUUUUGCAUAAAUGAAAUUCUAAGAAGUGUGUCGUGUAUUCUCAUUCAGAGCUGAGUCAGCCCUGUGUGGAGACUUAUACUCCAGGCUUUGCACAGGUCCUCUGUAAAUUCAAAUCUUUCUGCAUAUUUGCAAAUUGAUUUUGGUCUGGACUUUGACUGGGAACAUUGAAGUCCUGUGAUCAUACCCACUUGCGUCGGCCGUGUGUUUAGGAUUGUUGUCAUGCAGGGAUGUGAGCCUCGAUCUCUAAACAUUUGCCAUCUCUAACAGACCUUGUUGUGUCUUUUUCCAUCUUCCCCCCAAACUAUACAAAGCUUCCCUGAAGAAAUACAUCCCCACAACAUGCUGUUGCCACCAUGUUUCACCCUGGGAAUGGUGUGUCCAGGGUGAUGUGCAGUCUUAGUUUUUAGCAACCAAGUGUGCAUGAGGACAAACAGUUGAAAUCCUUCCACAUAUCUGCAGUGCGCCUAAUGAUGUGCACUGGAUUUUACUUAGAGGUAUCGAAGUAAAAGAAACUAAAUACAAAAGACACACCACACUUUUGUGAAUUGUAUUUAAAAGAUAAACACGUAGCAUUUUUCUUCCAGUUAUCCGCUGCUUUGUGUUUCUUUAUUGUCUAAAAGACAUUGGGGUUUGCGUUGUAGCGGGACUGAGACGUGAAAAGUUCAAAGGCUCUGGCAAAACAUAACAAAAAUGGCUGCACAAAUGAGAGUUUCAAAUCAUUUUUAUGCAACCCAGGCUGGUCCAGCAUGCACCCCGAUCACUUCUUCUUGAAGCGCAGGCUCCCAACUGUCUGUCCCUCUGCUCCUUCACACACAUUAAUGAGCCCCUGUUGAAGGCACGCAUCUUAGCCCUGCAACUCUGCUCCACUCCUCUGUUCCUCAUUCGGACAAUGGAACGCUCAGCUCAUAUUAGGAUAAUAGAAUUAAAUUUCAAAUAGAUUUGUGCCUGGGCUGAUCCAGCCACGGCUCACUCAGCUGCAGAGGCAGAGUGGCAUAUGGCAGGUCAUUAUCUAAAGCACACCCUUCCUCUACCUCCCCCCUCCAUCCAGGGCCAACAGGGUUCAGCGGCGCUUAAACAAACUGAAGGUUAGGACUGGCUGUCUGGCUGGCGUCGGAGGGGAGGACAGCAGGGUCUGAGUGGUGGAGGUGGUGGUUGGGAGGGAGGCGGGUGGUGUUGCUAUAUCACAGACGCCACAGCAUCUCUGAGGGCCUGAGUGCCGCACCAUGGCGCCCAGGCUUGUUUUAAAAGCCGGGCUGCAAUUGAUGGAGGGGGAUUUGUUUUCUGUUGGAUUAUACAUUCUCGCUCCCUGCUUGACUGAGGGGCCCUGUGCAAUCUGACAGAGAAAAGAAGGAAUGAAUAAAAAGAAAAAAAAUGAAGGAUGCGGGUAAUUUUUGACUCAGAAAAGCCUCAAAGCAUUAGUAAUCAGGAUAAUUGACAUGUUCCUUCAAAUCUUUGACUGGAGACUUAAUGUGUCUCGGUUUUCUGCAGAGAGAAAUCCUCUAUUUUCACUAACCAGAGAAACAUUUCAACUCAUCUCGUUCUGCAAAUGAUUAAUCACAGCAGCACCGCCUUCUGAUCGAGGACAUUUAAAUCUAUAGCUUAUCUCUGAGGCUACAGAAAGCUAUUGACUGCUAACAUGUUUUCAAGGGCAAUGAGAGGCUCAUGGAGGAUGGUUGGAGGGCAAAGUGUCGGAAAAGUGACUUAUGCUGGCUGUAAAAAUUCCUUAGUAAAUCCCAAUAAGUUCAUUAAGACCUUUGCCCUGUGUAAAGGUUUAUAGUCGCAUAUUAUGCACCUUAAAUACUGCUGAGAAGGAAAGGGGGAAGCAGGCUCAGCUCUUUUGCUCUCGGAACGAGGGGGGUGGUGGUGGAGGAGAAAAAAAGGCAGCUGCUUGCCCUGUGGAGUGUUGGCGGCGCUUCUCCAACCUCCACACGACGGGUGUGGUGAAGGUCCACUCCAGUCAUGUCCCUCCUCAAUCGGGGCUCUUGUCUUCGAUCCUCCUUAGGAUCUGAGGUUGGAUGAAUUUAUGACACCAGUCCUCUCUGUUUCCCUCAUACCUGGCAGGAAAACACUUCCAUCAAUAAUUCACACAGUCCUGGAGAGAAUUGUGUCUCUAAACCACCAGCAAAAGCUGUGUUGCACUAUGUGUCUUUGAAGAUGUGUUGUUUUUCUUCACAAAUCUCUGAGGUUAAAAAUGUGAAGGCAUGGGCUUGUUAGUGGCGCCAAGGUUUUCAGAAGCUACAGUGAAGUUCCUAUAGUUUUAAAACAGAUACCACUUUACUGCCAACAGAAAAAGUGACUUUUUUUUUCUCAGGCUCAAUGGAGAAAAACCUGCCCCUCCCACACGUGUUUCUGCACAUUGUCUGUCAUCUGGCUGAAAGAGGGUUUUACACUUUUCCUUGAUCAAGAGAAAAAAAAAUAGACUCUUAGGAAAUUUUUCUUUCAAAAAACAAAAGUGAAAUUAAACGCUCUCUGCCCAUCAUUCUUUGUAAUUUAACACUGACUAUAAACAGCAAAUGCUAAGAUUUGCUUGUAAACUACAGACUUGCUAUCCAAGCAGCUAACUAUGGAUGUGUCAGGCGUGAGCGAAUCGCCUCUGAGAGACAGACCUUCAGCUGCUUCGUCUCAGCUCUUCCGAGAGUGCAUGCAGGCAGGACUUUACUUCGAUCGGUGCAAGUGGCAUCUUUCUGUCUGACGAUGAAGACAGCAAAUCUAAAUUUCUAAAUUUAAAAUCAGGUAGCAUGUAAAACUGCUCAGAUACCUGUGAAUUUUUGUUCUGCUGUUAAUUGUACAGUUUCACUAAAUUGUUUAACAACAAUCAAAAGACAAUAACAAUAAUAAGAAGAAGAAGAAGAAAAUGUAUCUAAAAGUGCUGAUUAAAAAUGUAUAUCACAAACUGUUUAGACUUAGAAAAUUAGGUCAAAAUGGUAAUUUGAUGAUAUUCUGCAUGUUAAGCACUUAAAAAAAAAUAUUUUUGCUUUUCUUUAGGGAUCCACUUCAAAUGUGCAAUAAUUAAAUGAUUAAAAUAUUAUAGCUGUUAUAAUCAAACAGUACUGGAUGAGAUCAUGUCAUACAUUUUUUAAAAUAUCUGUGUUUUCAUUGUGCACCCCAUUGUAAUGUCUCUUAUAAGUUAGAGUCUGCUACGAGCCAUUCUUUGGACAGAUGUGAACACAACAGAUGUUAAAUAUAAUUGUUAUAAACUGUGCCAACGGGCAAAAAAAAAAAAAAAAAAAGAAAAAGAAAAAAACUUAACACACAAAGCUGAAUUUUUUUCUCCCCUAAAACCACAACUUCACAGCAGGGUGUUUUCACCCGUUUUAUUUCUGUCUAUGUUUAAAUGAAAAAGCUUAUGACCUCCACAUAUUCAUCUGGUCUGCACAGCCGGUCUGUUACUGAAUCCAAUCUAAACGCAAAAAGUCUGAGGAUUUUGCCUUCUUUUGUCUUUCUCUCUCUUUGGAUUCUUUUUACAGUUUGUGAGGCAGUUUCUGUGUUUCCGUCUUUUUUCCCAGAUGAUCUCAAGUGCACCAACGCUGCCAAAGUACGAGGGUGCCGCAACCUUGAGAAAAUAAUAUAUAUGGAAAUGGGAAAUCUAUAAAGCAUCUCUCUUAUUGUUUUCCCUGCAGUACUGUGUUUUAAAAAAAAAUGGUUUUGUCUCCUCAGGAUGAAAAAAAAUGUAAAGAGUACAAUGCUUCUUUCUUCUUUUCAAACAAUAAUGAUAUACGAGUCUUAGAUUUCGAAAAAGAAGUCUGAAUAUAAAAAGAAAAGCUGUAAAAUCCUUUAGUCGCGGGGGUUUUCAGCUUUUGAAUGUGCCUACAGCCAAGCAUCGCAGUGACGGCUUACCCUCUCCAGAUCUGCAACCAUCAUCUUCAAUUUGCUGAAACUGCCACAGUCACUCCUCCAUCUCAACCAUCACAGGAGACAUUUUCUCUGCUCCCUGCUUUUUGUCAAUCUCAGGACUGGAGUUUCUUUACUUUAAUGUAGAUUGGCUGUUUUUCAUUUGACCUUUCCUCUCUUAUGUACAAUGUUUGACAUAAGGAAAUAAAGCAGAUGACUUCUA